This is a messenger RNA of Sinocyclocheilus rhinocerous, 565 nucleotides long. RefSeq names its product SH3 domain-binding glutamic acid-rich-like protein 3. The transcript has 3 exons. The record is from RefSeq and is a predicted model, not a curated record. NCBI's taxonomy places the organism in Eukaryota, Metazoa, Chordata, Actinopteri, Cypriniformes, Cyprinidae. Gene Ontology annotation, cellular component: cytoplasm. Bases 206 to 481 code for a protein of 91 amino acids.
UGUGUGUUUGUGAGAGAGAGAGAGAGAGUCUGUGCUUAUGGUAGGUGGGGCUGUCAGGUGAACUGUCAAAACUUGCUUUCCUGGUCCUUGAGUUGGCUGAGUUUACUUUGGUUUUAAAAGUUCAAACAGCUUACUGAAAUACCAGAAUACCAGUCUACUUCAGCAGCCACUUUUAUUCUCAACAAAACUUAUAGCACGUUUGAAGAUGUCCAUUACGGUGUAUUACAGCAGCGUGAGUGGCUCUAGAGAGGUAAAGCAACAUCAGUCUGAGAUUUUCCAGUUCCUGGAUUCCAAAAAGAUCAAGUACUUUGCUGUGGACAUCGCAGGAAGCACUGACGUGAAGGAGGAGAUGAGGAAGAAAGUGGGAAACCCCUCAGCGAUGCCCCCUCAGGUCUUUAAUGGAGACAAAUACUGUGGGGACUAUCAGAAGUUUUUUGAUGCAGUGGAGGAUGGGAAACCAGAGGCGUUCUUCAAACUCUGAGCUACUAUAGACACACUGCACUAUUAUAUAUGUUAAGAAGGUACAUAUUUUACAUCAUUAAAUAAAAAAAAGAUGUUCUGUCAA